Zophobas morio is the source of this 2213-nucleotide messenger RNA. RefSeq names its product cilia- and flagella-associated protein 157. Bases 86 to 2110 code for a protein of 674 amino acids. Gene Ontology annotation, molecular function: microtubule binding. Gene Ontology annotation, cellular component: ciliary basal body; cilium. The record is from RefSeq and is a predicted model, not a curated record. NCBI's taxonomy places the organism in Eukaryota, Metazoa, Arthropoda, Insecta, Coleoptera, Tenebrionidae. The transcript has a single exon.
AUAACGACCUAACAAAUUCUGAAGUGCGACGACAUUUAGGCAUUUAUGUCAGUUAGUGUUGUGUAGUUCCUUCGACUAAUCCACGAUGCCGCCGAAAAAAAAGGGCAAAAAGGGCAAGAAAAAAAAGAAAGCGCCAAAAAUCGAUCCAAAUGCAUUGACCGAGGUGGAUAAAACCUUCUACGAACUAACCAUCACCGACUUAAAUCGUAAAUUAGCGCGUCUGAGAAGUCUGACAACAGAACUUGAAGAGAAAAACGAGCAGUUACAAAAUGACUUGACAAAGCUUGAUGAGGAUCGGAACGAUAUAAUCAUUUAUCUCAAACGGAUACUUCAGGAAAAAAAUGACGAGAUAGCGGAACUACAAGAUCGGCUAAAAGCGCUGGAGGAAACACGACAAGAUGAAACAGAAACUUACGAAGCUAAAAUUCAAGAUCUAGAAAAUGAGUAUAAACAAAUGCAUGAACAACUUACUAGCGAGAUUAAGUUGCUAGAAGGUAAGCUGAACUCUCUCGAGGAGUUCAGAAUACAACGUGAUGAACUCAUGAAGAAGUUCGAAGAACAAGAAAUAGCUAUGGAAGAACAGGAAAAGAGACACAAGAACGAAGUAUAUGAAAUCGAGCGAAAAUUCAUCAUCGCGAAAGACAAACUCAAGAAAGAUAUGGAAGCCAGAUUACUUCAGCUGUCUUCGGAGUUUCAAGAGGCAACCGAACUUCGAAUAGCAGCAACGACUCAUAGAGUAAUUAGAGAAAACAUUGCAAUUAAUAACGAAUUAGACUCUAUGCUCAUGUCUCAUGACAAAUUAUACACCGAAAAUGCCGAAAUAAAGGUCAGGGACAAAACGUUGAGACAAGAAGCGCAAUUACAUGAAGAAGAGAAGAAAAAGGCCCUAGCAAAAGUCAGAACACAAUUGAAGAUAAUUGAAAGAUUAACAACAGAACACGAAAACAUGACGCAAAAACUAGCUAACUAUCAAACAAUUGAGAAAGAAAUGCAUGACAUUUGCAACGAACUUCAAAAAACCAAACAAACUAUUCUUUGUUUAAAUCAUCAAAUUAGAGUCCUAGAACAAAAUGUGCACGGUCUUAAAUGCAAAGAAUUGUCCAUGCAAACAGAAAUAGGUAACCUUGAAGAAGAAAACGACCGAUUGACAACGCUUUUGGCACAAGCCGUUUAUGCCAUCAAAGAAGUUCUGGAAGUACAAACUGUUUUUUCAGAUGAAGCUCUUCGAACUUCAAAACGAGAGAGUCUUUUGACACAACUUUUUAAUUUGUUGACUGAAUCUGAAAAGAAGAAAGCUCGAAGACCCUCUAUGGACACAAUCGGGUCAUUGUCUGCAACUUAUCAAAGAGGUGACUUAGGUUUUGUUCCGAAACCUGCAACUAGUCGUUCUGUUAUCCCAACAAUCAGACAUAUCCAAGCACAAACUGGAGCCAGUUUCGAAGAAUUCUUAGCCAUUGGUAAGGAAGAAGAUUUAAUACAGAAAGCAUCAACCUCCUUCAUAAGUUUGGAAGAAGAGGAAGAAGGUGAGAUGGAGUCUGUUGAGGAAGAAUCAGAUGUUUACUUUGACGAAGAAGAAGACAGUAUGGAAGAAUCUUACUUAGACUUUGAUAUGGAAUCUUUCGAUGAAGAUGCAGAAGGUGCACCCAAAAAAUCUGUUCGUUCUACACGUAGCAACCAAAGACUGGAGGGAGAAGGUGAAGAUGGUUCUACCAGAAGGAAAAGCAGUAGUAAGAGAACCGAAUCACGUAGAGGAAUUAAAGUUGAAGCAGAUGAGAGUAAAACGAGUGUAAGUAGAAUGGUUAGCAUUUCCAAAGAAUCAACAUCUGGGAGGGAAGGUAGUAAAACAGCAGUCCCUAAAGCUAGCCUAUCUGGAGAUACAAAGAGAAAAUCACAAGUUAGAAUUGCCGAAGAAGCUACUACGGUAGAAACUUCCCGACUGACAGAAGAUAGUAAUAAACAAACAGAUCAGGUUGCUACUCCAAGCGAAGGUGAAGAUACUACAGCAGAAACUUCCCCGUUACCAGAAGAUAGUGUUAAAAGGCCAAGUCAAAAAUCUAUUUUGAGCAAAAGUAAAAGUAAAGAUCUUGCUACAGAAACUACAUCACCGUGAGAGGAAACGCAUGAAUGCCAGAAAACUGCAGCAACUAAACAUGAUCAUAAAUAAAGCACAUCUGUAUUGUAUUUGACAGUAGUACACCGCUGUUUUGUCCUGA